Laetiporus sulphureus 93-53 is the source of this 639-nucleotide messenger RNA. RefSeq lists its product as uncharacterized. The record is from RefSeq and is a predicted model, not a curated record. Lineage: Eukaryota; Fungi; Basidiomycota; Agaricomycetes; Polyporales; Laetiporaceae. The transcript has 9 exons. The coding region runs from base 1 to 639 and encodes 212 amino acids.
AUGGACGCGCAAGCCAUUCGUCCUCUCGGCACUCAUUCUGUCAAUUACGUCGUUCGGUGGGCAGCAUCGCUGGCAGCUGCACUUAUGUUUGCACAACUGAACUGUCAGGCGGGCAUAGCGGGAGGGAUUGUCGUAUGCCUCUGCAAGCACAAAGCAUGGACGGCUGCUGUCCCUGCUGCACUUAUCCCCUCGUCAAUUCACACUGUAACGGCUCUUACUGCGGAUAUUUUAAUCACGACAUCCCUUUGUGUCAUUUUAUCAAAACAGAUGGACGGGUUCAAACGGACUAAGACACUGAUUCUGCGGCUCAUCAUGCACUCCAUUAACCGCGGUAUCUUUAUCUUGGCGUUUCAAGUGGCCCACUUCAUCUUGGUGAGGCCAGCAUCUAUUAAUCGUUUAGGGUUGAUCGACAUUGACAUUGGACAGUACAUGAUCACGAAACAUGAAGACGUAUUGUAUUGGAUGUUGACGCAUACAGCUGGAACAAGUGUCUACGUGAACUUGCUACUUGCUGUUUUGAACAUUCGCAAGCAACUGAGAGAAGACGCAUUGAUGCCUGAUUCGGCCGGGGCAGAACUACCCUUGCACGACAUUGUAUCAAGAGAUGCAAUAUUGCAUGCACCCUCGGGCCUUGAGUAG